AUGGAUCCGACCCUCAAGUUGCUCACGCUCAUCAACGUCAGCGCUGCAAGACCAGGCAAGCGUCAGCGCUCGUCCAACCUCACACACUAUGACAAGAUCACACGAAAGGCCGUAGCCGCACAGCAAGCCACCGCUUCCACUUCCAAAACACCUGCCUCCUCGGCUUCUUCGCCCUCCAAACGGUCCAAGACUGCUGUGGAUGUCUCUUCUCCAGCAAAAGCGCGCGAUGGCACCGAGCUCGUCGGCGAAGACUCGGACGACGAUGAGGAUGAUCUCGCUGCUACGGUCUCCUCUUCGGCCAGCAAGUCUCAAAAGCAAAAGCAGCAAACAGCCUUCGACGCUCACUUUGGCAGCGACGGUCCUCAUGCGCAAGCCAUCACAAAGCUACCCGAGUCUGUCACAUCGCUCACUUGGUCCACUUCCAAAUCUACGCUCCCCGCCCUCCCUACGCAGAUCGCCGUGUCCACUCCCUCUCUCUCCGACUUUGAUACGCAGCAAUACACCGGUCAACCGCAAGUGAAAGUGCUUGAAGCGUUCAACGCCUUCACUGCCAAAAAGUUCUCAUCCCCUACGCCGCUCCACAAAGCCCUCGCUACCACGCUCGGCAGCUACGCCGACUUCUGCGAUGCCAACGUCGCCCUCCGCGAUCGACCCCAGUACCGUCAGGUGCUCGCCAUGCACGCCAUGUCCCACAUCGCAAAAACCCGUCGGCGCGUCCUCAAGAACAACGAGAAGCUCGCCAAGCUUGCCUCCUCUUCCUCCACCAACGACUCCUCUGCAAACAACGCAGCAGACGACCUCGACCUUCGCGAUCAGGGUUUCACCCGUCCCAAAGUCCUUAUCCUGCUUCCCUUCCGCAACUCUGCACUCGAGUGGGUCGACCUCUUGACCAAGUUCAGCCUCUGCUCACAAGUGGACAACAAAUCCCGCUUCUCCAAAGAAUACAAUCUACCUGAAGGCGCGAUCGACAAACUCGCCGAUCCCAGCGUCGCCGCCAAGUACCCCGCAGAUCACAUCGCCAACUUUGCAGGUAACAUCGACGACUCUUUCAAGCUCGGUUUCAAGGUUACACGCAAAAGCCUCAAGCUUUUCUCCGGAUUUUACGAUUCCGAUGUCAUCGUCGCUUCGCCCUUGGGAUUGAGGUUGGGUAUCGAAAAGGAUAGGGGGGAUAGCGACUUCCUGUCCAGCAUCGAGAUGGUGAUUGUCGAUCAGACCGAUGUCAUCAGUAUGCAGAAUUGGGAGCAUCUCGAGUUUGUUUUGGACCGAUUGAACAAGAUUCCGAGGCAGAGUAGGGAUACGGAUUUCUCGAGGGUCAAGCAGUUCUACCUGGAUAACAGGGCGGCGAUGUUUAGACAGACGAUCUUGCUUUCGGGCAACGACUUUCCGCAGUUGAGGUCGUUGUACAAUCACUCGUUGAACAAUGUCGCUGGCAAAGUGAGGACGGUGGUAUCGACGAGCGAGAAGGACGCCGAGUUGGCGAAGGUGGUUUCCGGCGUCCGACACAGUUUCAGCAGGUUCGAAGCGGCCAAUCCUCACGCCGAGCCCGAUCUGCGUUUCAGCCACUUCACCACCAAGACUCUGCAUCAGCUGAGCAAGUCGGCCGUCUCAAGCAGCCACACGCUCAUCGUCGUCCCGAGCUACUUUGAUUUCGUUCGACUGGACGCCUUCCUCCGCGAACACAACGAGAAACGCAAACCCGGCGAAACCGCAAACCUUUCGUAUACGAGCAUCUCCGAAUACUCGACCCCCAAGGACAUCCGCAGAGCGAGGGAAGGCUUUUUCAGCGGCAAGAAGAGGUUCCUGCUCUUGACCGAGAGAGCGCAUUUCUACCGAAGGUUCAAGCUGAGAGGCGUCAGGACCGUGGUGUUUUAUCAGUUGCCCAUGAACGCCACGUUCUUUUCCGAGGUGUUGGAGUUUCCGUUUAUUACCAAGGGCGAUCUGACGAGUGGCAGGGGGCGAGAGGAAGCGCAAGAGGAGGAGGUGGAUCCCAACGAGGUCAUGUCGAUGGUCGUAUAUAGCAAGUACGAUCUGAUCAGUCUGGAGAAGGUGGUGGGUAGCCAACAGGCAAAGCAGAUGGUGUUGGGUGACAAGGCGACAUGGAAGUUUGUUUAA
Messenger RNA from Pseudozyma hubeiensis SY62, 2112 nucleotides. RefSeq names its product digestive organ expansion factor. NCBI's taxonomy places the organism in Eukaryota, Fungi, Basidiomycota, Ustilaginomycetes, Ustilaginales, Ustilaginaceae. The coding region runs from base 1 to 2112 and encodes 703 amino acids. Gene Ontology annotation, cellular component: nucleolus; small-subunit processome. Gene Ontology annotation, molecular function: U3 snoRNA binding; rRNA binding. The transcript has a single exon. Gene Ontology annotation, biological process: maturation of SSU-rRNA from tricistronic rRNA transcript (SSU-rRNA, 5.8S rRNA, LSU-rRNA). The record is from RefSeq and is a predicted model, not a curated record.